UAAAGUGACAUUUGACAACAUCUAGAACUUAAUUUAGCUUUGCUAUAAUAUUAAGCUCUAUUGUCUUUCUAGUCAUUUUUCAUUUUCUCGCAAUACUUGGAAUUAAGACUGAACUUUAUCAUUCAAAUAUUGUCUUCUCUUACUCAUUAAAAAAUUAAAAAUAAAAACCAUAAAAAUUUAUUACUGAUAAAGCCUUGUUUGAAAUUACUUCCGCUCGUAGUGACUAAUCAUCUUAGAGGAUAUUAUGGUCAGUGUGAUCACUUAGUGACUUGUAAUGUCUGACGGGGACCCCUCUCUGGAAGAAGAUAUCCCGAAACCGUUACUGGAGAGAGUUGAAGAGAAUGUAUUCACCCCAAAGAUAACAACUCCGAUUUUCGCCGGGAGUGUGAAGCUGCACCACAAACCUUCAGACGUAAGCGAGACGGAGUCGUUUUUGUCGGACGCUCAACGCAAUGAUCUCGCGUUCCAACAGCUGUUCAACGAUGGAGAUGCAGACUUUCACGAAACGGAGAAGACGGUCCAGGAGCGGAUGGCUGAUCUCCAGGCAAUGUCGGUGCUCAGCACGUACCAGGAUAAUCUGUCACACGAUAUGAACACCGACCGGGACAAUGAGAGCGAGGCGUCCACCAGAGCCGCCGAGGAACCGGUCUGUAGUGGACUCGGCAUGACAAACGACGUGGCCAACAAUAAUGGCAAAACUACCGCGAACCAUUGCUCGAUAGUCAUGGGCGGUAUUAUGAGCAACCCUUCAUUGACCUUCAAGGAUGGAGUGCGCUCCGUGGACUUCGUCCUCGUGUGGGAGGCUAACAAGGAUGACGCGGUCACUCCCGAGGCGUACGAGAGAAGGAGGAUCUUCGAACAGAAUCUGGAGACGGAGGGACUGCAGCUAGAGAUGGAGGCACCUGAAGAUUUGUACGGACUGCAUUUCGUUAAGAUCCACGCACCACUUUCGGUACUUAGAGAUUACAGCGAGAUACUAAAACUAAGGAUGCCAAUGAAGGAAUGCAGUAAGAUAAGAAAAGGUGGCCGAGCGAAUACUAUUCUGAACGCUGCCAUGUAUUUGUCGAAGUUUUCAGCGUUGAAGAACGUCCACGAUAAGACGAACAGUCUGAUAGAUCGCGUCGAGGACUGCUGGGAUCGCUUCAUGUCCAAGAUCAGAGUGGACCCGGUCAUGUUCCCGGAACGAAGACAUCGCCUCACCGCGAUAUACUCCAAGGAUAAGGAAUACUUGUUCGACUCCUCGUCCCCGUGUUUCUGGACUCCCUCCAUCCGUUCCCGCAUCGUCCAGUUCAUCCUGGACAGGAAGAAGUUCUCUUACUCGGAGGCCGACUACUUCGCGUUCGGCAUCACGAGGCUGAUCAACGAGAACACUUAUAGUGCUGCCUACCCGCUACAUGAUGGUGAUCUUAAAACGCCGGGCUCUAUGCGACACCUCCUCUACACCGAGUGGGCGAGCGUGUCCAAGUGUAUCAAAUACCAACCCUUAGAUUACGUCAAGGAUUACUUUGGAGUUAAAAUAGGCCUGUACUUCGCCUGGCUCGGUUUCUACACCCACAUGUUGAUACCGGCGGCGCUGGUGGGUCUCGUCUGCGUCAUAUACUCCGCGGCCACCGUCUACUCUAACAAACCGAGUGAGGACGUGUGUAACUACAACUCCACGGUGCUGAUGUGUCCUCAGUGUGACUACUUCUGCGAGUACUGGGACCUUCGGGCGACCUGCCUCCACUCCAGGAUAACUUACCUCUUUGAUAACCCCACUACUGUGUUCUUCGCCAUAUUCAUGAGUUUUUGGGGCGCGUGCUUCCUUGAGAUGUGGAAGCGGUACUCAGCGGAGAUGACCCACCGCUGGGACCUCACCGGCUUCGACGUGUACGAGGAGCAUCCGCGACCGCAGUACCUGGCCAGACUCGCUCACGUCAAGAAUAAAAGGCUGAACGUGGUGACCGGCAUAGAGGAGCCGCAGGUGCCGUUCUGGCGCAUGCGGCUGCCAGCCACGCUGAUGUCGUUCAGCGUGGUGGCGUCGCUGGUGCUGGUCGCCAUCGCCACGGUGCUGGCGGUGGUGUUGUACAGGAUGUCCCUGCUGGGAGCCAACAUCCUCAGGCGACAGGACAACGGCCUGAUAGCGUACAGCCCUAUAAUGUUCACGACGGCCACGGCCGCCUGCAUUAAUCUGUUCUUCAUAUGCAUAUUCAACUAUGUGUACCAGUACCUGGCUGAGUGGCUGACGGAGAAGGAGCUGCUCCGCACUCAGACGGAGUUCGACGACUCGCUCACCUUGAAGAUCUACCUGCUGCAGUUCGUCAACUACUACGCCUCUAUAUUCUACAUCGCCUUCUUCAAGGGCAAGUUCGUGGGUCGCCCCGGAGAUUACAUCAGGUUCUUUGGUCACAGGCAGGAAGAGUGUUCGCCCGGCGGCUGUCUGUUGGAGCUGUCCAUCCAGCUGGCGAUCAUCAUGGUGGGGAAGCAGUUCAUCAACACCAUCGUGGAGAUGCUGAUGCCCUACUUACUGAAGUGGUGGGGCGUCAUACGAGCCAUCGGCAGGAAGAAGAGAAUAAAAAGCCCCAUGCAGUGGGUGAAGGAUUUCAAGCUGGUGGACUUUGGGAAUAUGGGACUGUUUCCCGAGUACCUGGAGAUGGUUCUUCAGUACGGGUUCGUGACCAUCUUCGUGGCGGCGUUUCCGCUGGCGCCGCUGUUCGCUCUCCUCAACAACGUGCUGGAGAUGCGCCUGGACGCUCGCAAGUUCCUGUCGUGCUACCGCCGCCCCGUGCCGCAGAGGGUCACGGAUAUAGGAGUGUGGUUCCGCAUACUCGACUCCAUAGGGAAGCUCAGCAUCAUCACCAAUGGUUUCAUAAUAGCGUUCACGUCGGAGUUCAUCCCGCGGCUGGUGUAUCAGUUCACGUACGGGACCCUCGACCAGUACGUCAACCACACCCUCACGGACUUCAACGUGUCCGUGCUGGAGAUACCGCCCAGGAACACCACCUACAAGGGAGACACCUGCAGUUACCCCGGCUACUGGUACAACAAGGAAGGGGAUGACUACGCUCACUCCAACUGGUACUGGCACGUGAUGGGCGCCCGGCUGGCAUUCGUCGUCGUUUUUGAGAACGUCGUGGCGCUGGUGAUGAUAAUCGUCCGCUGGGCCAUCCCGGACAUGUCGGGCGAGCUGCGGGACCGCAUCCGGCGCGAGGCCUACGUCAUCAACACCAUCAUCAUGGAGGAGACCCGGGCCCGCACGGCCCGCACGCCGCAGCCCGGCCGCCUCCACCCGCCCGUCAGCGGGACAGGUGCUAAACACUCCACGCCCCUCUAGUCGAAGAGGAAACCGAAUCAAAUUGGAAACACAUAGCAUCACUGUCGGGUUCAGACUUCGACCUGGCGGCUCAUGGAGACCUCAACGUGAGAGACGUGGACCCGCAGCCUGCUGAUGUCUGAAGAGUGGUCGUGUUGACGCUCUGACUGAUUGAUUGAUUGAUUGAUUGACUGACUGACUGAUCGAUCGACUCAAAUAUUAAACACAUUGGUAAAUGUUUUGAUUAAUUAAUAGAUAUGUAUUGAUUGUUCCAGUGAAAAAAUAACACUGCGACUAACAGCUGUAUGAACAUGCGAUUGUUUAUAAGAGUUUUCGUAGGACGUACCAGUUUUAUUAAAGACUAGAAAAUUAUUGAUGCGAUCGGUCGACCAACUGGUUGAAAGAUUAAUCAGUGACCUAGGAAUAUCAAACCGAGGCCAUAGUAUUUCUAAUUGAUACAUAUUUUAACGAAGGGUCAAAGAACUUUCUUGGGAUCGGUCGUCCAACUGGUCGGUAGAUUUAUUCUUUAUGAACAAGAUCCUUCAUUUUUCUCUUCGGCCUUGUAGAUCAAUCGGUCGACUAAUCGACCAACCAGUCGUCAGUCGGUUUCUUGAUGCAUCCUAGUACGAAGUUUGGACACAACAAUACACGUGGUUUUUAUGUUGUGAUGCUUUGUAACACAUUUUAUUGAUUUUUAAUUAUUGAAUAUCAUUGUUUUUGUUCAUAUCUGAGUUGCCGGAGUUGUAUACAUUAUCCAACGUAAGAAGGAUGUAUCAGGUAUAUUUACUUUUAUAAUCUAUACUAUUUUUUAGAUCUGUCAUCGCUGUUUCUGUCACUUUAUAGUAUAAGUUGUCCAAGUUAGUGAGGGGUAAUAUUUUUUUGAAGUCGAUUUAUCUAGCCGAUAUUCUAGAGGAGGCACUAUUUUGUAGUGAUCCUAUUUUUGGUGAUCGGAUGUGACGUAUGUUAGUAUAAUAAAUUCUGAUAUACCAUUGCAAGUAAUGUGUUCACAAUUUAGGUCUGUCUAGGCUAGACUUAGCUAUAAACGAUCUGGAAUUACACGGCACAAAGUACAGGUUGAGUAAUCCUAUAUAGAGCUCUCCUAUACAGGUAGGGCUCAUUCUCCAAUCCUAAUGCGGGUAGGAUAAAGGGACUAUAGGUGCAAAAAAUCCUUAUUUUUACAUGUAUUUAUUAUCUGAAGACUCGCUGUGGCCGUUAUUUUUGCUAAAGUCUCUUAUUUUGCACAAUAAUAUUUAUUAUAAAUGUUAUUUAUAUUUAUAAGCUAGUUCCGUGGCGUAUCUUCGGUGUACUUAAUACGGACAUAUCCAGUACGAACACUCGUCUGAUCGUAGCAGGGAGUUUGAACUAAUACAAGUUAACUAUUAUGUGUAAGGAAAUCAACGGGAGAUGGUUAAAAAUAAAAACAGCUGAUUUACUUCGCUUUUUAUAGAUAAGACUAAAAUGAAUCUCACAUCCUAUACACAUAUAUAUAUUUUAAUAUACCUCGUAAAAAUCUAACCAAAUAAAACACAUGAUUAUUCUUUUUAAAAAAGGAAUUAUAUAUUUAUUAUACUUGACAGAGGUUUCAUAUUUUAUAAGUGUAACUUUUUGCUAUUGUUUAAUAAUUUUUAUACUAUCCUAUAUGUUAUCUGUCGUCUCGACUUACUGUCUUUAGACAAAUGUUACGUGAAGUAGUCGUCCACUGUAGAUUAGUAACCGCAUUAAAUGUAAAAAAAGUGUCGUUAAACAUACAUACGAUGUUUAAUUAAUAAAACGAUUGAGAUCAAACUAGUGAAAUAUAUUAAAGUUUAAAAAAAAGUUAAUUUUCAAAUUGUCAACUGUCAAGUAGACAGUUGACAGUUGUCCAUAUGGAGUGUUGUUCUGUGAUUGUUCUCAAAUUGUUUGAAAUUGGAAAUUUAUAAAACGUAGAAUGUUAGGCAUGGAGAAAAAGUAUUUAUAUUAAUUUAAAACAUUAUCUGUGUUGCUAAAUUGAGGCGCACAGUACUUUGUUGUUCUUCUAUUCUUCGGGAAAGGUUAAUUAAUUGUUCAUUAAACAUAUAUUAUUGUUUUUGUAGUUAUUCAUUGAAAUUAAUUACCAAAACUAAAUUAAACGUUGCAAUAUUUAACAUGAUGCCAAUGAUUAAAAAAUAUUUGUGAACAAUGUAUGCAGUUUAAAUUUUUUAAAUUCAAUUUGUCUGAAUAAUUUUGGCUGGUUUUCAUUUGGCUGUGUUUGGAUUUAAGCUUGUAUAAAAAAAAAACAACUAUGUACUAUAGUUUUGAUUUCAGCCAUCAACUUAAUUAAUUGGAUAGUUUCUAAAGUUUUGGGAAUGAGCUCAUAAAAAGUUUAAAAUUUUUAUAUGUAUGUUACUUUUUCAAAGGUUGUUAAAUACAUUUACCAUGAACUACCAAAAAAAAAAUUUGUAUUUUAUUUCGUAGAUGGCAACACUACGUUGUAGGCUGGUGCUGUCAUUUAAAAUGCUUUGGAUGUCUGUUGUCAUGCGUUAAUAUGAUCUUAAUAAUUGAAUCGUAAUUGUAAAAGGCUUGUAUUUGUAAAAUUUAUACAAUUAUAUUCAAGUUUACUGAUAAA
Danaus plexippus (monarch butterfly) is the source of this 5876-nucleotide messenger RNA. RefSeq names its product anoctamin-5 (gene subdued). Bases 275 to 3313 code for a protein of 1012 amino acids. The transcript is spliced from 21 exons. NCBI's taxonomy places the organism in Eukaryota, Metazoa, Arthropoda, Insecta, Lepidoptera, Nymphalidae. Gene Ontology annotation, biological process: chloride transmembrane transport. Gene Ontology annotation, cellular component: plasma membrane. Gene Ontology annotation, molecular function: protein dimerization activity; chloride channel activity. The record is from RefSeq and is a predicted model, not a curated record.